Messenger RNA from Aspergillus welwitschiae, 770 nucleotides. RefSeq names its product negative cofactor 2 transcription regulator complex subunit NCB2 (gene nctB). Gene Ontology annotation, biological process: RNA polymerase II preinitiation complex assembly; negative regulation of transcription by RNA polymerase II; chromatin remodeling. Gene Ontology annotation, molecular function: TBP-class protein binding; core promoter sequence-specific DNA binding; protein heterodimerization activity. The record is from RefSeq and is a predicted model, not a curated record. The transcript is spliced from 4 exons. Gene Ontology annotation, cellular component: negative cofactor 2 complex. The coding region runs from base 92 to 520 and encodes 142 amino acids. Lineage: Eukaryota; Fungi; Ascomycota; Eurotiomycetes; Eurotiales; Aspergillaceae.
CACCGUCUCAAUACAUACUUUCGAAUCUGGAGUCAACAUCCACCAGUGUGCAGAACGCGCGUUUCGUAUAUUCCCUUCCUUGUCGCCCAUCAUGUCAGAUCGCGAAUUUAGUGCGAACGACGACUUGUCGCUACCUAAAGCGACGGUUCAAAAGAUCAUCACCGAGAUCCUACCUCCUUCAUCCGGCCAGACAUUCUCCAAAGAUGCUCGCAAUCUCCUCAUGGAAUGCUGCGUUGAAUUCAUCACUUUGAUCUCCUCCGAAGCCAACGAUAUCAGUGAAAAGGAAGCCAAGAAGACCAUCGCCUGCGAACAUGUCGAGCGCGCCCUCCGUGAUCUCGGUUUCAGCGACUACAUCCCCGAUGUCCUUGCUGUCGCGGAGGAACACAAAGAGCAGUUGAAGUCGCGAGAGAAGAAGCAGAGCAAGAUGGAGCAGAGCGGGUUGUCCGAGGAGGAGCUUCUACGGCAGCAACAGGAGUUGUUCCGCUCAGCUACUGAGAAGUAUCACGCUGCUCCGGAGUGAAGGUUACGAGUUUAAUAUCCGGGAAGGCUAAAAAAGUAAUGCGGUUAGUCUCAUGCUGGUCAUAGAGGGUCUGGUUCCGGAGUUCUUGAGACGUUUCCUACGACGGGGAUUUGGAGUUCGGGUGGUUCUGGUAUUAUACGCUUUAUACGCUUUGUGGGAAGGAUUUUUAUCACUAUACUUUUUUUUCUAUAUUCUCCUGGCUGAGGCAGUCUUUCUGGUUCGUUAUAUUAUUUAUUGAUGUGCAUGGCGG